GAACAGCGGACCUGUUGCAUCACUUGCGGAAGAGCGAUGCACACCGAUUGCGUGGGUGUUGCAAAGAAAGUGAGAAGACUGGCCAAGGAAGAGCAAUGCUGGAGAUGCGAGGACGAGACUGCAUGGGGUAUCGACAAAUACUGUGAGCCUGGACAAGUCCAGUAUCCUCUGGUUGUCCCUGGCACCGAAGCUGCCCUUCAGAUGCUACCGGAACCAGGUAGAAAUACCGCUCAGCGGCCGAAUGAACGUACGGCAAGCGACGCUGUUAUCAUCGAGAGCUCGGGUUCGUCACGCGGCGAACACUCAGUCCAACAAGCCAACAACCUUCCUCCUACCAGCGCUGAUCCUGCCCCUGGUACCGCUACAGCUCCAGCUUCUGCUGCAACUCCUGAUACCGCUCUAGCUCCGGCUUCCGGUACUGCUUCCGUCGAAAAUCCCGCUUCGAUCACCACGAACGCCAAUAUCAGCGACAGGGACUCGGCCAAACUAGUUCGAGAUCGCGGCCGUCUGGCAAAGGAAUCAGCUGAGAUUCGAAAGCGGGCGAAGCGCGAGUAUAAGAAACUCAACAAGAAGCAUAAGAAGGAGCUCAAAAAGCUCAGGAAGAAGAGCAAGCGGGAGCUCGAGAGUGUGACGAACCGUUACAAGCACAGGAGUAUAUCGCUGGGAUAGGUAGAACAACGGUAGUAGUAGCCGAAAGGUACUGAUUGAUUGUAGAAGCU
Neurospora tetraspora is the source of this 719-nucleotide messenger RNA. RefSeq lists its product as uncharacterized. The transcript has a single exon. The record is from RefSeq and is a predicted model, not a curated record. Gene Ontology annotation, molecular function: DNA-binding transcription factor activity. Bases 37 to 669 code for a protein of 210 amino acids. Gene Ontology annotation, biological process: regulation of DNA-templated transcription. NCBI's taxonomy places the organism in Eukaryota, Fungi, Ascomycota, Sordariomycetes, Sordariales, Sordariaceae.